CCACUGCUAAGAAGAUGAAUCAGAUAUGUCAAUUUGGCUCGAGUGUCAGCAAAACAUCAUCCAACAAUGUUUCUAUUACAUAAUAUUGGCAGAACAAUGCAGAUUCUGGUGAUGAGUUUACAUUGAGAUGUAAGGAUAAAAGCUUGUCAUUUGCUCAAAGAAGAUGCCUAACCAAGUCCAACCAUGUAAAUUUUAACAGUAUUACCAGUCUCCUUUUACCAACCUCCCUCAUUCUUCAUGGUGAUUGGUUCUUCAGCAACUCUCCUUACCAUCUCCUACCUCACAACACGAAAUGAUUGCACAUUGACAUGCAGUAGAAAUUAAGCAACCUCUGUCUGUAAACACCUUCAACCAACAGCCUCACACCAACACUCCUCAUUCUUAGAGAAUUCUUCUCCUUCUCCGGAUUCAACUGAGAAUCCAUGGCGAGGCUCUGGCGAUGGCUAACUGUGUCCAUGGUCCUGACAGCAGUGGCCUUCAGCUGUGUGUCUGGUCGGUUUGUGGUCGAGAAGAACAGCGUGAGGGUGAUCCGGCCAGAGCAUAUCAGGGGGAGGCACGACGCAGCCAUUGCCAACUUCGGCGUGCCGCACUACGGGGGCACCAUGGUGGGUGUGGUCAAGUUCCCUGACAAGAACAGGACCACCGCAUGCAAUGCCUUCAACGGCACCCCUUUCAAGUCCCGAUCUAGGCGCCCUGUUAUUCUACUUGUCGACCGAGGAGAUUGCUACUUUGCUCUGAAGGCAUGGAAUGCACAGCAAGCUGGUGCUGCUGGAGUUCUAGUUGCUGACAACACUGAUGAGCCUCUGCUUACCAUGGACAACCCUGAAGAGAGCCAAGACUUGGAGUACGUCGACAAGAUCACCAUUCCCUCUGCCUUCAUCAACCACGAAUUCGGUGAGACCCUCAAGAAGGCCUUGGCAAAGGGGACGACUGACCAUGUUAUCGUGAAGCUGGACUGGAGAGAAUCCAUGCCUCACCCGGACGAGAGGGUCGAGUAUGAAUUCUGGAUGAACAGCAAUGAUGAAUGUGGCCCUCGCUGCGACGAGCAGAUGAAUUUUGUCAAGAACUUCAGGGGCCAUGCCCAGCUGCUUGAGAAGGGAGGAUUCACUCAGUUCACUCCUCACUACAUCACCUGGUACUGCCCAGAGGCCUUCAUACUCAGCAAGCAGUGCAGAGCCCAGUGCAUCAACAGAGGGAGGUACUGCGCUCCUGAUCCCGAGCAGGACUUCAAUGAGGGGUAUGACGGCAAAGAUGUGGUGAUCGAGAACCUGAGACAGCUUUGUGUUCAUAGAAUUGCCAAUGAGACAGGCCAGCCAUGGGUUUGGUGGGACUUCGUCACUGAUUACCAUGUCAGGUGUUCGAUGAAAGACAAGAAAUAUAGCACAGACUGUGCUGAAGAUGUUGUCAAAUCCCUUGGUUUACCUCUGGCCAAGAUCACAAAAUGCAUGGGUGAUCCAGAAGCAGAUGUUGAGAAUGACGUCCUAAAGACAGAGCAAGAACUCCAGGUCGGACAUGAUUCUCGCGGGGAUGUAACUAUCUUACCCACCUUGGUUAUAAACAAUGUUCAAUAUCGAGGGAAAUUAGAGAGGAUUGCUGUGCUGAAGGCAAUAUGUGCAGGAUUUAAAGAAUCGACUGAGCCUCCUGUAUGCUUGAAUGGAGAUAUUGAGACAAAUGAGUGCCUUCGAUCAAAUGGUGGUUGUUGGCAAGAUCAAAAGUUAAAUAUCACAGCCUGCAAGGACACUUUUAGAGGCAGACUCUGUGAAUGUCCUGCAGUUCAUGGUGUUCAAUAUCAAGGUGAUGGCUAUACAUCCUGUCAAGCUGUGGGACCAGGAAGAUGUGCAAUGGACAAUGGAGGUUGCUGGUCUGAGACUAGAGAUGGACAAACAUUUUCAGCUUGCUCAGGCUCUUUGUUGACUGGUUGUCGCUGUCCUAAUGGAUUCCAUGGUGAUGGUUAUACGUGUGAAGAUACUGAUGAAUGCAAGGAGAAGCUUGCCUGUAACUGCCCUGAGUGCUCUUGUAAGAAUAAAUGGGGUGGAUAUGACUGCAAGUGCAAGGGCAACCUGUUGUACAUUAAAGGGGAGGACACAUGCAUAGCUAAAAAUAUGUCAAGAUCGAGAUGGAUACUGAUGCUCUUAGUUCUAUCAUGUGUGGCUGGUGCUAUAGCAGGAUAUAUAUUCUACAAAUACAGGCUCAGAUCUUACAUGGACUCCGAGGUCAUGGCUAUCAUGUCGCAAUACAUGCCACUAGAUAACAAUGACCACCGCAAUGAGAUCCAACAGUUACGACAAGAUUCAACAGCCUAAUGAGGAGGGAUUUAGAUGUAAAUUCACAAUAUUGACAACCGAGAAUCCAUGAAAAGAAAUUAUAUUGUGACCACAAAUUUUUUAGAUAGCUGUAAGAGUGGGUCACCAAUUUGGCAUAUAUUAAUCAAUUUUGUUGUAAAAUGAAUACUGGAAAAUAAGCAUCCAUUACUAGCCAGCGGCCAACAAUUCCAGAUUGCAUGAUUAGACCAAAAUGUUUCUGCAAUUAUGCUUUCUGAUCUCUUUCAAUCCAUAAUAAAAAAUUACAUGGUAAGAGCAGAACAUACCACCACUUUUUUCA
Molecule: messenger RNA, 2601 nt
Organism: Musa acuminata subsp. malaccensis (wild Malaysian banana)
Lineage: Eukaryota; Viridiplantae; Streptophyta; Magnoliopsida; Zingiberales; Musaceae
Product: vacuolar-sorting receptor 7
Molecular function (GO): calcium ion binding
Source: RefSeq, a predicted model, not a curated record